Messenger RNA from Chelonia mydas (Green sea turtle), 3532 nucleotides. RefSeq names its product solute carrier family 16 member 8 (gene SLC16A8). Gene Ontology annotation, cellular component: membrane. NCBI's taxonomy places the organism in Eukaryota, Metazoa, Chordata, Testudines, Cheloniidae. The coding region runs from base 685 to 2310 and encodes 541 amino acids. Gene Ontology annotation, molecular function: monocarboxylic acid transmembrane transporter activity. The transcript is spliced from 5 exons. The record is from RefSeq and is a predicted model, not a curated record. Gene Ontology annotation, biological process: transmembrane transport; monocarboxylic acid transport.
UCCUGAUGAGCCAAGAGACAAAUGUUAAGAGUCUCCCUGCUAAGGAAAGUGAGUGCAGAGGGGAAGCCAUAAGGAAUCUUUGGCCAGGCUCCCAGCUGUCUCUCUGUGUUGAGCCAUGGGAUUACCGGGGCAUUCUGGCCCAGGCAUGCAGGCUGCUCCUUCCCAUUGGCUGGAAAAGCUUCUUAAAAAUGGAGAGGUGGUUUCUGCUAGAUCAGCACCUCUGAUGCUUUGCCGACUUUAAAACAUAAGCAGCUGCUGACCCACAUCCACAGUGUAAACACCUUGGGGCUCAAGCUGCAAGCUGCGCUGCACCCAGGGACUCCCAGCGGACAGGACUUGGCGGGAGUGGGGGGGUCUCUGCAGCAGUUGGAGAUCACUGCAUGACCCCACCAGCAGCAGGUGGUUCAGGAGAGGACAGGAAGCAGUGCAGGAUUUUCUGCAAUCCAGAUUGAAGGGGGGACUUUGCUGUCCAGGAAAACAAAGCAGGCAUCUGCCAUGGAGCUAACCCCGAAAGACACCAUCUAAGCUAACGUGCUCCUCCUGGAGCCAAGAAGCACCACGCAGAUCGGCCCCCCGGAACUCGGAGGGUGAACAGGCAGCCGCCGUCCUGCGAGCUCUUGGAGAUCCGUGUCUACUACACGCUCUCCCCCGCUUGGCAUUGGGUCCCCUCCCCCAAAUUAGAAAAUGGGGAGGUCUGACCCAGAGGAGGGCCAGCUGCCAGCUUCGGUGAAGCCCCCAGAUGGUGGCUGGGGCUGGAUAGUGCUGCUGGGCUGCUUUGUGAUCACCGGCUUCUCCUACGCCUUCCCUAAGGCAGUGAGCGUCUACUUCAAGGAGCUGAUGCAUGACUUCCAUGUGGGCUACAGCGACACAGCUUGGAUCUCGUCCAUCAUGCUGGCCAUGCUGUAUGGCACAGGGCCUGUGAGCAGCAUCAUGGUGAACCAGUUUGGGUGCCGGCCUGUGAUGCUUGUCGGUGGGCUCCUGGCAUCUUCUGGUAUGAUCCUAGCCUCCUUCACGACCAACAUUAUUGAACUGUACCUGACGGCUGGCAUGCUGACAGGUCUAGGUAUGGCUCUGAAUUUCCAGCCCUCCCUGAUCAUGCUUGGCACCUACUUUGACAAACGUAGACCUCUGGCCAAUGGGCUUGCUGCAGCUGGGAGCCCUGUCUUCCUCUCUGCCCUCUCUCCGUUGGGGCAGGUCUUGCUCGAGAAGUUUGGCUGGCGAGGGGGAUUCCUUAUCAUGGGGGGUUUGCUGCUCAAUUGCUGCACCUGUGGAGCAGUCAUGAGACCCCUCGAGGCAGGGAUGAAGCGGAAGAUGGAGAGAGUUCAGGACAAAUAUGAAGCCAAGGAGAUGCUGCCCAUUGGGGAAAGGGCAGAGGAGGCCAUAAGCACCAUUGAUGGAGUCAAAAAGUCAAAGAAAACCAAGAAGAAGCAGCAGCCCAGGAAAGGAAAGAAGCUAUUGGAUUUUUCUAUCUUCUCCAACCGGGGGUUUGUCAUUUACUCCAUUGCUAAGUUCAUCAUGGUCUUGGGUCUCUUUGUGCCCCCCAUAUUGCUGGUCAACUAUGCCAAAGACAUAGGAGUGCCAGACACAGAAGCUGCCUUCCUGCUGUCCAUCAUUGGCUUCAUAGACAUCUUUGCCCGCCCUUCCUGUGGGAUGCUGGCCGGGCUGAAGUGGAUACGUCCCCAUGUCGCCUACUUAUUCAGCUUUGCUAUGCUCUUCAAUGGCCUGACAGACAUCUGCAGUGCCAGGGCUAACACGUACACGGAGCUGGUCAUCUUCUGUGUCUUCUUUGGCAUCUCCUACGGCAUGGUGGGUGCAUUGCAGUUUGAGGUGCUCAUGGCCAUUGUUGGAUCCCAGAAGUUCUCCAGUGCCAUUGGGCUGGUCCUGCUCAUUGAAGCCUUUGCUGUGCUCAUCGGGCCACCCUCAGCAGGACACUUGGUGGAUGCAUUCAAGAACUACGCAAUCAUCUUCUACUUGGCUGGCUCAGAGGUUGUACUCUCCUCCCUCUUCCUGGGCAUGGCCACCUACUGCUGCCUGAAUCAGGGGAAGAAGACACCCCAGCCAGAGAAGACCCCUUCGGUAGGGGGUGGCAGUGAUACUGAAGAGGCAGAGUCAGAUGUGGAGGACCAUGCUGGUGACAACCACCAUCUGUCCCACAGCACCAACACUGCUGUCGUCAUGGACAGCGAGGCGGUGAACCAUGUAGCAGAGGACCAUAGUGCAGAUGGGGUUGAGCAGCCUGCAGCUGAGGGGGCAGUACCAGUCCCAGGUGAAUGCAACUCUGGCCCGACAGUGGAGAGAGAGAGUUUUUAGCAAGUGAAAAGCCAGGACUAAGAGACAAUGCUAAAGUGUAUGACUGGCCUGGUUUGGAGACAAGUAAAUGGGGGACGGAAUAUAGGUUGGAGGGGGAGAUUGUGCUGGGGAAGAAGCUGUGGCGGGGUGGGGGAGCUGCAAGGAACAAGAGACAGAAUUUUUAUAUAUAUAAUGUCUGUGUAACGGUAUACUGCAAAUACACUGAUGUAUUCAACACAGGCCCAGAGACCCUGAAAACCAGCCUCCCCUACAAACUGUCUAUGGGAAAUAUUUUUAAACAGCAGCAGAGGUAGCCAGAGAACUUUACUCUUCCCUCUGCACUACCACCCUAAGCAUUAGGGGCUCUUUAUGACCCUUCCCCAUAGGCUGAAUCUGCAAGGCGAGAAUAGAUGACAUGUGAGGGAACAACACGGAGCAGGAAGAGUUUCUCUUCGGGGACAGGUAAAAACACACCAGGUCCUGAGGGAUGAUCUAUGUGGCAGCAAUCGUUACAAGAGGGUUGGGGGAGUGUGUUUUUUAACUAAAAGAAAACUCCUUAUAUAAAGGAAUCAAUGUUCAGGCAGAAGAACAAGCAGCAACCAGAGGAUGCAAUGAAUGAGGGUGUUUGAGCAAAUAGUAAAUCAGGAUUAAGAGAUGGAUUUCUGGAUUCUAAGAGAACAACCUUCCCUUCCAUGCUUAAACCACACUUAAUCCGCUUUAGAACUGGGUCUACUAUGACACUCCUAGCCAAAGCCCUUCCUUCCAGUUUCCUGAAUUACUUCACCUCAAACACCCCAUGGCAGCACCUCAAGGGACCUAUUACAACACCAAGGGAUCAGAAGCCAGAGAGCUGUAGGGCAGGGAUCUCAAGGGCUGCAGAACAGGCACUUCGCUUCAGGUCACUGGCUCAAAUAUGAACUAGGGGGUAGAGACAUUACCAGCCGAUAGCCCAGCUAAACCAAAUUUGGUGGGGAGAGAGAGAGAAGGUCACACUCCAGCUGCUGCUACACAAGCAGUAUUGAUUUGCUGCGAUAAGGAGCUUUCAAAGAGAGACAAGACCUGAAUGAGCCAGGGGGCUUGCAACCACGAUUGGGCCCCUCCAUCCAGGACUCAACUGAGACAGACUCGGGGACAACGACGACCCAAAGAGCACUGUAGCUACCCCCUCUGUCUGUGUAGGAGACUCAGCUUGUAACCAGCACUGUAUUCACAUUAAAAUGUAUCUAAAAAACUCCCAAACAAA